Molecule: messenger RNA, 1347 nt
Organism: Haliotis rubra (blacklip abalone)
Lineage: Eukaryota; Metazoa; Mollusca; Gastropoda; Lepetellida; Haliotidae
Product: TPR repeat-containing protein DDB_G0287407-like
Exons: 8
Coding region: 64-1347 (427 amino acids)
Cellular component (GO): Cul4-RING E3 ubiquitin ligase complex
Source: RefSeq, a predicted model, not a curated record
AUCAAGGGACGCUAAAUAUACACAGACGCGUGUGCAGUGUCCAUCGAUUAAAGCAAGCGUGAAAUGUCAUCUCUCCCCACCAAACUAAAAGACCCUCGAACAUGCCGGAUAUUUUUCUCCUCCCCCUUUGGAGGAAUGGAGGAGGAACGCGAGGAGCUAACGCGGAAAUACUUUCCCCAGAUUCACCAUCUGUGCAACUCGCGGGGAAUUCAAUUUGUGGCUGUGGAUAUGAGAUGGGGAAUCACGUCGGAGGCGGCUGAAGACGCCCAGACUGUCAGCAUCUGUCUCCGGGAACUGGACAGAUCAGAUAUGUUCGUGGGCUUCUUUGGUCAGCGGUAUGGGUGGUUUGGCAAGAAUGAUGGAGCACUUCAAAAGAACAUUGACAAUGCAAUCCAGCGCUACCCCUGGCUGGACGGUCACCGGGGCAAGAGUGUGACGGAGAUGGAAUUCCUCCACGGACACCUCAACAGCCCGGGUGCCAUGCCUGCCAUCAUUUGCUUCAGGGAUAAGGGAUACGAUGACAUGAAGAGAGCAGAGGGGGAGACACGUGGAGAUAAAAAACAAGUUUUCAAGUUCUCUGCUGAGAAUUCAGAAUCUGUUCAACUCAUGGAUGAUCUGAAACAGAGAGUUGAGGAAACAAGGGACAAGACUCUUGGAGUUCAGAUGAAAUACAGUACCCCUGCAGAGGCUGCAGAGUUCAUGUUUGCUGGUGUAUGGGAACACCUCAACAACGCGCUGCUGCUGGACACAUCCAGCUCCCAGUCUCCCCGAGAGAAGGCCAAGGCACAUCAUGAUGCUUUCGCUGCCACUAGGUCAAGUCUGUAUGUGGGUGGUGAUAAGUACUUCAAGUAUCUCAAGGAAAAUGUGAUAAAUGCAGAUGACAAUCCACGGGUGAUGGUGUGUGGUCCAGCUGGGAGUGGCAAGUCAGCCCUACUGAGCUGCUGGAUACCUAAGCUGAGAGAGGAAGAAAAAGGAUUGAUUGUUGCCUACCACUUCAUCGGCUGUGCACCUGACAGUGAUUCACCCUUGGAGAUAUUGAAGCAUCUGAAAGAUGAAGUGGCAUUCUGUCUCUCAGGAGAAGAGAGCAGCUCUGGGACAGAGAAGUCUGGAGGGAAGAAUGUACAAGAGAUGAUGCAGCUGUUGCAGCAGACGCUGGAGCAGGCAUCAUCACAGACACGCAAUGUUCUCAUCAUCAUUGAUGGAUUGGACAAAGUUAAACUGUCAGCCAAGGCCCAGAAGCCUCUGUACUGGCUCCCACUGAUUUCUUCUAAGAGAGUGAGAGUGGUUGUAUCUAUCAAAGACACUGAGACUAAAUCGCUGGAGGUGUUGGAAUCAGCAGCACUUUGA